This is a messenger RNA of Pieris napi, 4604 nucleotides long. RefSeq lists its product as uncharacterized. The record is from RefSeq and is a predicted model, not a curated record. The transcript is spliced from 2 exons. NCBI's taxonomy places the organism in Eukaryota, Metazoa, Arthropoda, Insecta, Lepidoptera, Pieridae. Gene Ontology annotation, molecular function: protein dimerization activity. The coding region runs from base 2596 to 4572 and encodes 658 amino acids.
CUCACACUGACCCGUACACUCACACACACAUACACUCACAAAUGCACAUACGCACACACACAUAAACUAGACUUUUAGACGUUAAACGUUUUUAGACGUUAUGCCCCGGUAAAAUCCUAUUUAAAGCCAGGUGCACUGUUUGUGACGUCGAAAUGGUAUCAGAAUACGGAGUUUUGAAGAUACACUCUUCAAGGCAAAAGCAUAUAAAAGCCACGACUGCAAUACCAAGCAAAACAAAACAGCGUAAUAUCAUGUCUGCUUAUGUGACUAAAAGAGUUGUGCCCAAAAAUCAAGUUGUCAUAGCGACUGAAAACAAGCUGGCUGCUUUUCUAGCUGAGCAUAAAAUUGCAUUUCAAGCUGCACAUCAUAUGUCAGAUUUACUAAAUGGUAAAAUGAAAAGAUCAAAAACUACAGCUAUGACAGCUACCGAAGUAAUUGGUGAAAGAUAAAAAUCGUCUCCAGCUGAAAAACUAACAAAAUUCAGUGUUAUGUCUGAUGAAUCCACAGAUGUCAGGCUAGUUGUAAAAUUGUCAGAUAUUAUCACGUCGAGGAAAAUAAAAUUGUAAGUAAGUUUUGGCAUCUUUGCAAAAUAUUCAGCUCCGAUGAUAAAAAAACAGCAGAAGGUGCUACGGAGGAAAAUUUGUAUAGAAUACUAGUGAAGUCUUAGAGUGACCUCUUACAUGAUACAGUAGAACUCCAAUUAUUCGAACUCCGACUAUCCGAAUCGCCGAUUAUCCGAAGUGCGCUAUUAUUCUUCCCCCCGCGAAGCCAGUGUUUGCGCGUCAAGUCUUGACUUGACUUGUCUUAACUUGCCGUUGUGCCUACACUGACUCCACAGCAGGUAUGCUCUCACGCAUAAUGCCAAACCUUGGCGGGCCGGGUGGAGAGUGUCGCCGCCUAUACGCUAAUGUAGUGCGAGCGAAGGCAUUGUACGGGUGCCCAAUAUGGGCGGAUAAGCUGAACCGGUACAACAAAACCAUCCUCAGGCAGUCGCAGAGAGUAAUCGCAAUUAGGGUCGCGAGGGCGUACCGCACGGUUUCGUAUGACGCAGCGUGUGUUAUAGCCGGCACCACACCCUGGCACCUCGAAGCGGAUGCCUUAAGCGAAGUUUAUUGGAGGAGGGCCGAAGCCAGGCACAAUGGUAAUGACCCAGCGCUCGGAUCAAUCAAGUCGUGGAAAAUUUCCGAAGAAAACGAAGCAAUAAGACAGUGGGCGGAAGAACUAGCUACUGCGAGCGCUGGGUUCUACACCAUCAACGCGUUCAGACCACAUCUCGACAAAUGGGUGAGGAGGCGGUGGGGCCGCCUCAGCUACCGACUCGUGCAGAUAUUGUCCGGACACGGCUGUUUCGGCAGCUAUUUGCACAAGGUAGUCGGGCGUGAGGAGGCACCAACCUGCCACCAUUGUGACGCUGGUGUAGUUGAUGAUGCGCUCCACACCUUAAAGGAUUGCCUAGCAUGGGAGGUGGAAAGGAGGCCUCUACUGGGCGUGCUACAGGGCGAGGACGCUACUCUCGAUAACAUUGUGAGAGUAGCAGUUACAAACUCGGACAGUGACGGCAUGUGGGAAAUCUUCCAGAGAUUCUGUGAAGCCGUCAUGCACCAAAAGGAAGAGGCGGAGAGGGCCAGGGAGGAUGAUCCUGCAGCCCACCCGCGUCGCCGUAGGAGACCACAGCGCCGCCGUUGCACCGUGCAACCCCGUGUGUAAUCCUGGGCACGCAGUUGCUCCAGCGGGGGAACAGGGGUUCAUGCGUCGAAAAGAAGGGAUGCUGACGCAUCCCUGCAAGCAUCGUGCCCGACCUCCCCCAGCUUUAUAAACAGGGUGAAUUGGCCGAUGUGAAUGGCCCUUGCUGUGCCAAGGUCCAUUCCACAUCAUUCAUGGCCGUAGAGGACCGUGAUACUAACGGCUGAUCGCGUGGCUGGAUGCGGACAAGGCUACGCUGUUACCGUGUCCUGCCCCGGGCGAUUGCUGGUGGCGCCGUGGGGUUUUAGUGGGUAUGCACUGUUGUGCGAGUCCCACAUAACCCUUCCCCACCAAGGUCAACCGUGCCGCGGGAGGGUAUGCGUAACGCAUUUCCCCACGAAAAAAAAAAAAUAAAAAAAUGUGCCUACACUGACUUCCCCCCGCGUGUGUAGGCACAACGGCAAGUUAAGACAAGUUCCGGCGCAUUGCAGUCACGGCGCACCUGUCAUUGUUUGUUUUGAUUAGCCAGUGUGCUAUUGACCUUGCUACUAGGGUUGCCAACCAUACUAUAUAAUAACGUAUCCUACUUUAUUUUUGGUAAUUAUACUUUAUACUUUUACAUACAAAUAAAGUAUGCAAAAAUACUUUAUUGUCAACCUUUACUGUGGUGCGUAAAACAAAAUACUCAUUAUGGGUACUUAACGAUUCAUAAUUGCUGAACGAAAUAUUUAAAACGGAUAAUGGAAACAAUUUGUAAUUACUGAACGAAAUGUUAGAUGUCAGUUGUGACAUUUGUCACAGAUGUCUUUCAUUAUCGACGAAAUUGUACAAAACUGGUCCGUUAGUUUUGUUUAUAAGUGAAGAAUGCAUUUUAAAGUAAAUAUUAAUGCUGAAAAUGAGGAGUAAAUAUUAAUGCUGAAAAUGACGAGUAAUUCUGAUAGCGACACACCAGUGACUCCUAAAAAAGCUAAAAUAACAAAAGUUUUACAAAAAUAUAAACCUGAGUGGGAAAAACAAUACAACUGGCUAACAAGUGAUCUUCAAAAUAAAAGUAAUGCAAAAUGUAUUAUCUGCGGCGUGAAUUUUACAAUCAGUUCAGCUGGCAUUGGACAGAUUAAGCAACAUCAAAAUACUCAGAAGCAUAAGAUAAAAACUGAAAUGAAGAAAACAUCUGGUGCAUUACAAAAUUUCCUUACAUCAGAUACUAAAUCAAGAUGUCAAGGAUCUAGUGAUGAUGAGAAUAUUAUAGCAGCGGAAUUAGCAUUGACUUUUCACACUGUGAAGCAUAAUUUAUCUUAUAAUAGCAUGGAUUGUCUAAGUAAAUUAAACAAAAUUGUAUUUGUAGAUUCUAAAAUAGCUAGUAAAAUACGCUUGGGAAGAACUAAAAUGGAAGCUUUAGUGAUAGAAGUGUUAGGUCCAUAUUCUGUGGAAAGUGUAAUAAAUGAUUUACAUGAUGAUGUAUUUUUCUGUCUCCAGACUGAUGCAUCAAAUAAAAAAAAUAUUAAGUUAUUUCCUCUUGUAGUGCAAUAUUUUUCAAUAAAUGAAGGGAUCCAAAAUAAACUGAUCGAUUUUUACGAAAAUUCUAAUGAAUCUGCUGAUGGCAUGUUAGAAGCUAUAAAGAAGUCUAUGGAUUCCCACAACCUGUCAUUCAAUCAAGUAUCAGGUCUCAGUGCAGACAAUUGCAAUGCUAAUUUUGGCAUUCAUCACUCAUUGUACACAAAUAUUAAAAAAGAAGUACCAAACCUUAUAAAAGGCAACUGUCAUGCACACAUUAUCCAUAAUACAGUGAAACAUGCUAUGGGCUACUUGAUUUGUGACAUAGAAAAUAUUGUUUUGAAAAUAUACAGUCAUUUUUCGGUAUCUGCUUGUAGACGAGAUGAUUUAAAAAAAUUUGUUACUAUGGUUGAUGGUGAAUUUCACGAAAUCAAACGUCAUAUUGGUACACGGUGGUUAUCACUACUUCCUGCCGUUGACACCCUUUUACUUAAUUGGGAACCAAUAUGUAAUUAUUUUAUAAGUUUAGGUGAUAAUUGUGCAAUAAUUAUACAAGAAUUAUUAAAACUAAGUGAUCAUCAGGAUAGGGAGGUUGUGGAAAUUUAUCUACACUUUACAAGCCACAUGCUUAAUAUUUUUAAUAAAACGAUAAAACGUCUGGAAGGAAAUGAUGUAACUAUACUAGAUGUCUAUAAUAUUAUGGAUAAUUUAAGAAACGAAUUAGAACAAAGAAAAACUGAUAAGUACUUUGGUUAUGAAUCAAAAAUGAGAUUACAAAAAAUUCAAAAGUCAUCACCCGAAACAUUCAAUACAGUUGUCAGUAACUUUUCGCUUUUUAUUGAUAUGAGCUUAAAAUAUAUGAUAAAAUGGUUUGAGUUUAGCGAAGAUAACUGGCUUUCAAUACUUCCUAACAUGUCUUUGAAAAAUGAGGUAAAAUUUGAACAUUUUGAAAUGGUUAUUACAAAGGCCAAAUUACAAGACAGAUUAAAUAUUAAGAUGGACGAUAUGUAUUCCGAAUCUAUAAGACUUAGAGAAAUCCAAAGAAAAGUCACUAAUGAUGAUAAAGAAUUUUUAGUGAAAAGUACAGUAGAAAAAUGGCAAUAUAUACUUAAAAAUGCAUCUGAUAGCUUACCAAAUAUAAAAAAAAUUAUUUCUUACCUACUCUCCGUUCCUGCAACUUCAGCUUUUACUGAAAGAGUUUUUUCUGUAAUGAAUCUGAAGUGGCGAGAAGAGAGAAAUAGAGCAUCAAUAAAUUUAAUUAAAAACGAAUUGUUUAUCUAUUUAAAUUUAAAUAUUGAUUGUCAAACAAGCUUUGUAACAUUUAAAGAUAACAAGAAAUUGUUAUCAUGUGCUAAAAGCACACAAAAAUACGUUUUUAAAGCAAAAAAAACAUAAAAUUUGAAAUAUACUUUUUUUUCUUCCUAAUA